Messenger RNA from Acanthopagrus latus (yellowfin seabream), 5385 nucleotides. It is a transcript of the gene cars1, whose product is annotated as cysteinyl-tRNA synthetase 1. NCBI's taxonomy places the organism in Eukaryota, Metazoa, Chordata, Actinopteri, Spariformes, Sparidae. The record is from RefSeq and is a predicted model, not a curated record. Gene Ontology annotation, molecular function: cysteine-tRNA ligase activity; ATP binding. The transcript is spliced from 23 exons. Gene Ontology annotation, biological process: cysteinyl-tRNA aminoacylation. Gene Ontology annotation, cellular component: cytoplasm. Bases 137 to 2602 code for a protein of 821 amino acids.
UGGUCCGUCGGUCAUUUCCGUCCCCCCCGCUCUCAGGUUCGAGCAGCACAUUGGUUCCUGUUAACAUUUAGUGCCCAGGUUCUUCUUCCGGACACGUUAUUGUUGCAUCAGCAUCCAACUAUCCAGCACUGUGGCGAUGUCGACCUCAGGAGAGCCAGCCUUUGAGUUUGGCUUCUUGCUACAGAUAAAUGAGGAGGCCGCGCUGGCGGCGGCGCUGAAUGACUACCUAACCUCACGCAGCUACCUGGCUGGGUUCAGCCCCUCUCAGGCCGACCAGAAAGCCUUUAAGCUCCUCCGCAGACCCCCAGACCCACAACACGUUCACGCUCUGCGCUGGUUCAGACACAUAGCAGCCCUGCAGCAGGACGACAGCCCUGACAGCAGCAUGAAAGGGAAGCGGGUUCAGCCCGCCUGGUCUCCACCAGCAGGAACAGAAGUUCCCCAACUUCGACUCUACAACAGCCUGACGAGAUCGAAGGAGCUGUUUGUUCCUCAGAAGGGGAAUAAAGUAACGUGGUACUGCUGCGGACCAACAGUGUACGAUGCCUCACACAUGGGACACGCCAGGUCCUACAUAUCCUUUGACAUUCUGCGGAGGAUACUGAGAGACUACUUCAAGUAUGACGUCCUGUACUGCAUGAACAUCACAGACAUCGAUGACAAAAUCAUUAAGAGGGCUCGGCAGAACUUCCUUCUGGAGCAGUACAAGGAGAAGAAGCCACAGGCGGCUCAGAUCCUGCAGGAUGUGCUGAGCGCUCGGGAGCCUUUUCAGGCACAUUUGGCCUCGACGGCAGAUCCAGAUAAGAAGCAGAUGCUGGAGCGGCUGGAUGCUGCAGUGACGGCUGCUCUGCAGCCCCUGCAGGCAGCCAUGGACGGCAGAGCAGCAGCUGAGGUGGUUCAACCUCUGGCCCAGGCGCUGUUGGAGAACUCCAAGGACCUGUUGUCUGACUGGUUGGACAAACAGUUUGGAAGUGAAGUCACGGAGAAUUCAAUCUUCUCCACUCUGCCGAAAUACUGGGAGGGAGAAUAUCACAAAGACAUGGACGACCUGAACGUUCUUCCUCCAGACGUCCUCACUCGAGUCAGUGAAUACGUCCCUGAGAUUGUCGACUUUGUGAAGAAGAUUGUUGCGAACGGUUACGGGUACGAGUCAAACGGUUCUGUGUACUUCAACACCUCGAAGUUUGAUGGCAGUCCACAGCACUCGUACGCUAAACUGGUGCCAGAGGCUGUCGGGGAUCAGAAAGCUUUACAAGAGGGAGAAGGUGACCUGAGCAUCUCUGCUGACAGAUUAAGUGAGAAAAAGUCUCCCAAUGAUUUUGCGCUGUGGAAAGCCUCCAAGCCUGGAGAGCCUUCAUGGGACUCUCCCUGGGGGAAGGGACGGCCUGGCUGGCACAUUGAAUGUUCAGCCAUGGCCGGAUCUGUCCUGGGUGAGUCCAUGGACAUCCACGGUGGAGGGUUCGAUCUCCGAUUCCCCCAUCACGACAACGAGUUGGCUCAGGCUGAGGCUUUCUUUGAGAACGAUUACUGGGUCCGAUACUUCCUCCACACCGGUCACCUGACGAUCGCCGGCUGCAAGAUGUCCAAAUCUCUGAAGAACUUCAUCACAAUUAAAGACGCUUUGGCAAAGAACACAGCUCGUCAGCUCCGCCUGGCUUUCUUGAUGCAUUCCUGGAAAGACACCCUGGACUACUCCUCCAACACGAUGGAGUCAGCCGUCCAGUACGAGAGGUUCAUGAAUGAGUUCUUCCUGAAUGUGAAAGACAUCCUGCGCUCUCCCACUGACCUCACCGGUCGGUUUGAGAAGUGGGAGGUGGAGGAGAUGGAGCUCAACAGCAGUUUCUACGACAGGAAGUUUGCCAUCCACGAGGCUCUGUGUGACAACGUGGACACUCGCACCGUCAUGGAGGAGAUGAGAGUUCUGGUCGGCCAGAGCAACAGCUACAUCGCCAGCAGGAAGAACGCCAAGCUGAGACCCAACCGCCUGCUGGUGGAGAGCAUCGCUGUGUAUCUCACCAACAUGCUGAAGAUAUUUGGUGCCAUUGAAGAAUCAGCGUCCAUCGGUUUCCCAGUGGGAGGUCAAAGUCAGAACGUUGACCUGGAGAGCACGGUGAUGCCGUACCUGUCUGUGCUGUCGGAGUUCAGAGAGGGAGUCCGCAAAAUCGCCCGAGAGCAGAAGGUGAUGGAGCUGCUGCAGCUGUGUGAUGUUGUCCGUGACGAGACAUUACCAGAGCUGGGAGUCCGACUGGAAGAUCAUGAAGGUCUGCCCACUGUGGUGAAGCUGGUGGACAAGGAGACAUUACUGAAGGAGCGAGAGGAGAAGAUGAAGAUGGAAGAAGAGAAGAAAAAGAAAAAGGAAGAAGCUGCCAGGAAGAAGCAAGAACAAGAGAUGGCUAAACUAGCGAAGAUGAAGGUCCCUCCAUGUGAAAUGUUUCGCAAAGAAGCUGACAAGUACUCCCAAUUUGAUGAAACGGGUUUCCCCACUCACGAUGCUGAAGGGAAGGAGCUGAGCAAAGGUCAGGCCAAGAAGCUGCGUAAGCUGUACGAGGCCCAGGAGAAACUACACAAUGAGUAUCUUCAGAUGAACCAAAACGGCAACUGAGUGUGUGUUUGUUUUGUUUUUUUACCAAUUGUCCAAACCAUCCACCCUACAGAGUACCGCAGAAUAAAUGUUAAGGCCAGAGAAGCUGGGUCAUCGUUUGUCUCCUGAUUAUCUGUUUCGGAUCAGAAAACAACAAAAAUCAAACUUCCAAAAGAUUAAUUUUAUUCAAGGUGAAUUUCAGAAUGACUGUUAAAAUAAGAGAGUGCAGGAGACUUCCUGUUUGCUCUGUUUGGGUCUCCACAACAACACAAACAGUAACUGAGGAGGUUUCAUGAUGGGAGCUCCGGAGUCUCUGUUAGCGCUCUGCUAGCAGCGUCUCCACGGGUUUUCUACAUGAAUCAUGUUUUUGAUUGAAACUCUGUCAUAAUGCCAGUCGGUUGAAGGAUCACGUGUGAGUUUAAAAUUAAUUACAGAUUAAAGAGUCUCUGAACUCUCCUGGAGGGAUAAACACCAUCAAACAUUUCCUCACGUGUUGUUCAGAUGUUUUGACUGAACUUGAUUCACAAAUGCAUGAACACGUCUGCGUUUUGUUCUGUUUCUGAACUCAUUCUGGUUUUUCCUGUGAUCCGUCAGCUGUCUGUAACCAGAUUUAGAGAUCAGAUUGGCUGAAGGCACCGGAGGGCUGCAGCUAACGUUCAUCCCCAUCAGUUAUUCUGCAGGUCAUUUCAACGAAACAUCAAUUAGGAGGAUCUUCUGGCACAAAUAGAAGAUAAUACUCAUGAUUAACUGAGAUUAGUUGUGUUUUAGCUACUUUAGAAGGAGCUUGUUAGAUCUACAGAGAGUCGGCCAUGUUUCUACAGUAGCUCAGAACAGACGAACCGAACAGCUGUAGGGAGCAACUUUAGUGUUUUUGGUGUUUUUAGUGAGCACUGUAGGCGAGGGUGAGACGAGGGGUGUUCAGUUGGUUGCAAUCUUCAAAAUGCUGCUAGAUGCCAGUAAAUCCUACAAACUAGAGCUGUUAUAAAAUAAUGAAAAAUUCAAGUUAUAAUUUGUCACAACACAGAUGUGUUCAGGGUGCUUGUUUUAUUCGACCGACAGUCUAAAACCCCAAAAUAUUCAAUUUAAAAUCACAUUCACAUCACAUUUCAGUGAUGUUUCUUUUUUUGUUUGUUGUUUUCAGGAAUAUAUGACUUCAAGCAGCCAUUAGAUUAGCAACUGGAUAAAAGUAUCAUGAACUUUUUAUAAUAAUCACUUUCAGUUGGGUUAAACUGUUGUACUCCGAGACUUUUGCAAAACUGCAAAUCGAUUAUCAGAUUCUCUGCUUCAUUCCACUGAUGUUUACUGUAUGAAUGUUGUAUGUGUGUCUGGAACAUUUUAGGUAAUUAAGACUAUUUUCAACACAUUUUCAUCAAUUUUUAGUGUUUUUUUUUUUUAAUCACUUCUCAUUCAAGUUUUACUAGAUUUAUACAAUCGUAAAGGAUGAGGCUGGUUAUAUUCUGUAUUUUUGUGGUUUUCAUCAAAUCCUGUGAAAGACCAGAAUCAGGAUAUGUUGUCUCUGAGUCUCUCAGAGACGUUACUUUACAAAACAGCUCGCACGAUAUGAAGUUUGACCUAAAGUAAAUAAAAAGGUUCAGUAACAGUUGCUCACUGUAGUUUUUAACAGAAGUUACUCAAACAGGAGGAAAUAGUGCAUUUCUCAGGGACUAUUUUCAGAGGUGGAUUAACACACAUUUGGUGCUCUAGUUGAGUCAACACAAAUCACACAAGCAUCAUUGUUGGUUUUUGUCUUUUCAUGGGAUUUGUUGAUGAUCAUUAAAAUAUAGAAAAUGACCCGACAUCUCCUUUAAAUCUGCUCGGCUGCUUUCUCAUCACACUGGGAAAAUAAAACUGCUUAAAUCCUCUGUUGAUGUGGUGUUUCUACAGGAAGAGGAGCUUUUUAUAAUGCAACCGUCCAUUAGGAUCAUGUAUUUUUGUACAGUUGAUGUAUUUAAUGUCAUGGCUUGUUAGGACACAGCUGCCGUAAGGCUUUCAGAUCGGAAGAUACUCCAAACUGGUUUCUUUUAAAGAAAUAAAACUGGUCAUCAUUGUGAACUCCAGAUGUCGACUUUUAUCUUAAACAACCUGGUGACAAGAUAAUUUAAUUUCUGCAAUAAUAUAACAGAUAAAUAUAUGGAUGAAUGAUGAUUUCAUACUGGAAACAGUGAGCUGUGUGUUUAGUGGCCUAGUUAAUGGAAAACAUACAUACAUACAUACAUACAUACGUAUUGUAUGUAUGAUGUUUCUUAUAAUCAAUAAAGCAGCUUGUUCUGAAAGCUGGAAACUACUUCUGCAUUUUAUAGAUGAAGGCAAAAAUGUGAUAACAGAAAUAUGUCACCAGGAAACAGGUGUGAACUGAACAGGUGUUGAUGGAAAUACUGAUUAUUUUAUAUUAGAUAAAGCAACUAAGCUUUGUUGUGUGUAAUUUUGACCGGAUUUCCUCCAAAAACUUGACAAUUUUGAGCUCUUACAGAAUUUGAAAGUGGCUGAAUUUGCCAUAUUUCCAGUUUUCAAUAGAGAUACAUAGAUUCACAUGUCUGUUUCUAAUAAAAUAUGUAAUAAAGUACAUUUUGUGGUGGUUUUGGGAAGUUUUGGGAGGUAAAUGUGUGACUGCGAUUUUAAAUCCUGGAUUUAAAGAGGAAAGCAAGUGUUGAGAACUUUCAGAUUUGAAUUUCAAAACAGUUUGAUUUUAGUCUUAGACUUUUGGCUGAUUUAUUUUCUUUCUUUGCGUGUUUUUCAAUCAUAACAGACAAAACAAAUUUCAUGCAAUGGUUAUAUCAUGAGCUAUUAAAAGAAUUUACAAAGAC